Corvus hawaiiensis (hawaiian crow) is the source of this 6906-nucleotide messenger RNA. It is a transcript of the gene RPAP2, whose product is annotated as RNA polymerase II associated protein 2. Gene Ontology annotation, molecular function: RNA polymerase core enzyme binding; RNA polymerase II CTD heptapeptide repeat phosphatase activity. The record is from RefSeq and is a predicted model, not a curated record. NCBI's taxonomy places the organism in Eukaryota, Metazoa, Chordata, Aves, Passeriformes, Corvidae. The transcript has 12 exons. Gene Ontology annotation, cellular component: cytoplasm; nucleus. The coding region runs from base 24 to 1739 and encodes 571 amino acids.
GGUCGGCGGGCGGAGCGGCGGUGAUGGCGAUGAUGGCGGCCGGGACGGGCAAGCCCCGCCGGCGGCGCGCAGGAAAUAAGCAUUCAGCUGCUCUGAAAAAUGAAGAUGCUGCUCAAAGGAAAGCAGCUCUGGAGGCUGCACUGAGAAAGAAGAUUGAAUUUGAGAAAAAAGCAUUGUCUAUUGUUGAACAGCUCCUGGAAGAGGACAUUACUGAAGAGUUCCUUCUAAACUGUGGAAAAUGUAUUACUCCAUCUCACUAUAAAGACAUCGUUGAUGAACGGUCUAUCAUCAAGCUAUGUGGUUAUCCUCUAUGUCACAAUAAAGUGGAAAAUGUGCCAAAGCAGAAGUACAGAAUUUCAACAAAAACAAACCGAGUUUAUGAUAUCACUGAAAGAAAGUGCUUUUGCAGCAACUUUUGCUAUAGAGCAUCUAAGUAUUUUGAAGCUCAAAUUUCCAAAAGUCCGGUAUGGAUGAGAGAAGAAGACAAACCACCAGACAUAGAGCUGCUGAAGGAGGGACAGAGUGGGCAGUCUGGAGAAGAGGUAAAACUACGUGAUGAAGUAAUUAAAGCAUCCGACAUUGAAAAUCCUAGGAUAUCUUCAGAUCCAUGUGAAUCUGCUUCUCAUGACACAGCCAGUGACAGCAGUACUGAUACUGAACAAGAAUUUGUUUCUUCUGUCCUACCAGGAAUUCAGUCAAGUUCAGCCAAUUUUGCACAGCAAUUGCACAGAAAAAGCAUCCUCAAAAAGAAGCAUGUUCAGAAGGUCCAUGCCAGGCCUAAAACUGAAGAUGCAGAUGUGGUAGAAGCCAUUGAACAACUCUCUCAUUGUAAAAUAGACACUCAGGAAGAAAUACAUGCUUGCUCUGUUCAUAAUGAAGUAACUGCACCACCUUCAAACAAUACUGCUCUUGGGAAAUCAAGUGCUUCAGAAAUCUGUGUAAAUACAUGUGGAUCACAGAUAGUUUUUCUAGGUGUGAGCAAAAGAGGAGCAGAACAUCUUAAAAGAACACUAGCUAAGUCAACAGAACAUAAAAACCCUGAACUGAGGCAUCCAGUUAAUUCCAAAGGCAGUUUAUUAGAAGUGCUUAGGCAAACACUUAUGGAAUGGAGAACUGAGGAAACUUUAAAAUUUCUCUAUGGCCCGAACUAUACUUCUUUGUGUUCAUCAGAGUGCAUAGUAUCUGCCAACCAGGAGUCUGAAGAACUUGAUGAGGAUGACUUAGAUACAGCUGAUGAUCUCAACACUAUUGCUGUAGAGGAGUCUGAAAACAGCUUGAAUUACUCUUUACCUUUCACAGGCUCAGGUGGAAUACUUAAGCCUGUUCCUAGUUAUGAAAAGUUAAAAGAAGAAACAGAGUUCUUAGAAGUCCGAGUAAAAGAGUUCUAUGAAGGAAAGUACAUCUUGGCUGAAGAGGCAGCGACACAAGCACAGGCAGGGGAACAUCCUAGCAGAGACAAAGAUGAUCAGCAGGAAGAUCUCACCUUCCCACUUGUUGAUUCAAAUGCACAAAUGCAGAUUAGGAAGCGAAUUGUCCUUGAAAAAUUGACGAAAGCAUUAUCUGCAGUUUUGGGCCCUCUUCAGAUUGCUUCAGGCGAUGUUUAUACAGAGCUAAAAAGUCUUGUCAAAACUUUCCGGUUAACAAACAGAAAUAUUAUUCACAAAAUGCCUGAAUGGACUCUAAUUGCUAUUGUUUUGCUAUCUGUAUCAGCUUUCUCUCCAGUACUAACUUUGGCCUGAUGGAUGCAUCAUACUUCGGGAUUUAAGAUACUUUACUAACUAAAUUGCACUCCCUAGACAAGUGUACUGUAUCUAGUAAGAUAACUGGAAGUGAGAGGUUCUACCUCAAAUUAAGCAAGCAGUCAAUAUAUUGUGAAGAACAUGCAGAAUUACAGUGAUGCUUUCAACUUACUCUGGUCCAAAUGUCUGAGUGCCUUUGGGCAUGAAAUGAAAUGGAUAAAUGCAGCAAGUGUUGGCGUUCACCUCCUCAACGGAAGCACUAUUGUACGUGAUUGAUGCACAGCAGCACUACAGUUGUAUGUGCAGGCAGAUGGUCUGUGGGCUGCAAUGCAGAUCGAAGUCACUGAGGUUUAUUGCUGAUGUGUAACACUUGUUGGAUUGACUCAGUCUAGCCAAUUGUCUUAAACAAAACAAUUGCUUUUGUUAACCAGUUGUGUUGGAGACUUCCUUAAAAGGAACAUAACUAAAACGGAAUCUAAAAGUGUACUCCAUAGAACUGUUAUAUUGAAAGAAAGGCAUUUCUGAUUAGCAACAUUGUUAUUGUGUUGCUGAGCCCAUCAAAUGUGUAACGUAAGAGUAGUGCAAAUAUCUUUGGAGUGUUUAAAAAAACCCAAAACACCCCAGCCCUUCUGUGUUGAUACAGUAGGAACCCAGUACAGUGGCACGGUAUCUGCAGGGUUGUAGCUGGAGCAAGAGUAUAUUGAUCAGAAAUUUGUUGGCACCCUUGUAGCACAUAUGCAGUAGUCUGUGUCUGUGUUUUUGUUGAGGAAGGAGGAAAAAAAUGCUGCCUGUAGUGCUACCUAGCUCUUGCUUCAUUUCUGUGUUCUGAAACAAGUGUUAAGGAAACUUUUGUGAUCAUUCAUUGGUUCAGCUCUAUCAUUCUAAUAGAAAACUAGUUAUCAAUCAUCCUGGUUACAAUGAUCCUAAAAAAUUAAGUGACUAGAACAAAAGGUAGAAAGAAACAAAGAAUAAAAAAACCCAACCCUUAUGUUAUGAUGGUUGUGUUAAGUCUUAUUCACAGUGCUUAAAUACCUAUAACUGGCAGAAAGAUACCUUAUUUUCCAAAGCUUACUCUGGGAAGAGAGGUAGUGCUUGCCUGUUCCAUCAUUCUCUUUUAUAAUUCUGUUCUUGUUCAAGUUCCAAGGAUGUCAAACAAGGUAAGGGACUCAAAAAAUUGUGUUUAGAUAUAUGGCUUCUGCCACAACCAGUGGCUUUUACUUUUUUAAGCUUCUACCAUUAGAAAAAAAUUAGGAAGACUGGCAAUGCUCUGAUUUUCUAGGAGGAGCUUAUUAUUAGUCUUCUGAGAAUUGGCAUAUGGUUUUUCUUCGUGAAUAUACAAGUGCUUUCCAUGAUAUGUGCACUCAAAUUCUCAACCGUUUAUGUAUCAUUUUAAGUGACCAAUUUUGGGUAAUGAAAAAGAACCCAAGUCUUACGUGGUUGUGUUUUUACCCUUGUUUUCAGGUGUCUAUUUCAGAGAGCUGUAACUGACUGGUAACACAGUGGUGGCUUUGGAAAUUUUAACUUUUUCAAAGGGAAUCACAGAAUUCAUCUAAAACAGAAAGUCCAGAAAGCUUUCCCUGAGAUCCAGUAGCUGAGAGAAGGAUGGUACUGGACAACUAGUUUGGGUUUUUACAAAGAAUAGUCACACCCCUCGAUAGGAAAUGCCAAUGAAUCCUUUUAACUACAGAAAAAUUUUAUCUUUUCUGAAUGUAAUCAGCUGUCUUCAUUAAGGUAUGCAUAGAUCUAAGAAUGAGUUGCACACACGAGCAUAUCAAUUAAUGAAACUUACUCCUAAAAAUAAUUCAGGUUUAACUCCUAAAUAUACUUGCCAAAUAUUUUUGUAAGGCAGCUGAUUCAUAGGAAGCUUGGGUCUUGAGCUGAAGCACUGAAACUAUGUUAAGAUUUUGUGGUAGCCAGAUGUCCUGUAAUAGCUUGAUAAUAAUUGAUUAUUCUUCACAUGAAUUUCACUUUUGUGGGUUUUUUUUCUUGAACAUGUAACAUAUGUGGAAUAGCCAGCAAAUACAAAUUUUAUCAAUCAGAUACAGUUUGACAUUUUUAAUACUUUUUAAACGUUACGAAUGCCUGUUUACCAUAUGGUGUAAGUGGGUGUGCAGGAAACGACACUCUCAUCAAGUCUGAUACACUACUUUUCCAUGAUCUGAGCAUAAACAUUUCCUUUUAGUGGCUCUGCUGAAGGCAAGCCUUUGAAGAAUGGGUGUGUAAUUUUGGACUGUAACAUUUACGUUUGUGUACUUCUCUAGGUGGUUAUUUUAAAAUCACUUAAUCCUUUAGCUUUUCUUAUUUUUAUUUGACUUUAUUCAUAAAAGGUUGUUCCAGAUUAAUGUUGCAACAUGUGAAAGAGAUAACAGAAAAGCAAAAUUUUUAUUUUCUUUUCAUUGUUGCACUUGCCAGUUGUUAUUAUUGUGGUCCCAAGUAUCCCAUUUCCUGUUUAUUUUCUACAUCUUUUGAAGACACUGCAGACUUUGAAGGGAAUUCCACAAUCUCUGAACUGAAAUCCUGUGUAUCAUUAAAUUGAAUUAGUCAUCAUAGUUUCUUGAGAGAUAGGAUCAUUGUAAUUUUCUGUGACUUGAAGAUACUGAUCGUGAAUGCUGUUCUGGCUUGUUUGCAUACAAUUAAGGCUUAAUUCAGUUAAACAGUCCCUCAAUAUUCUGUUGUGCAGUACCUCAAAUAUACAUUGGACCAGUGUUAGAGCAUGUAACUUACUACUCCUUGCAAACCAGCAACUUGUGCUUGCUCCUUUCCUAGACAAAAGCUUCUGCAUCUGCUUCAACAGCCACCUGAAAGUAGAAAAGUACUCAAUGAUAACUGCUUUUCAAAUGACAAAGCAUCAUUUGAGGGUCAAAAGGACACAGUUUUCCAAGGGAAAAGUGUUUGUACAUAUAUUCAUAAAUAUUGAACAUGUUGUCCCAUCAAGAUGGAACUUUUAACUAAUUGCUAAAAACUCGGACGUGCCUCUCUGAAAUUAAUUGCUGAUUUAGUCUCUUGCUAUCAGAUAAUUAGUAGCUUAAUUAGUUUUAAAACAAAGUUCAGGUAAGAAAAAAAAUUCAUCCAUUGCUAAAACUUCUUUUUAACUUCUAUUUCUUUCUCAAUAUUUAAUGCCUGGCAAUUUCUCUGAAAAUACCAAUACCUUUUUGUUUCUUUCUUGGUGUUAGCUAUAAUAGUUACUCUUUAAACAGUGUGUCUUCAACAGGGUCUGACAUUUAGGACAUGUUUGUAAUUCAUGAAACUAUGUAAUAUCACCAACUGCAGUUCCAAAAAAAAAGUAUGUGAGCUUCAUUCAUGGUAAUAAAUAUUUUGGUUUUAGAGUAUUCCUUAAAACUUCACAAGCUUUCUGCUGUUUUUGAAAAAUAAUGUCCUCUUAACAUCCUCUUAAGCCCAUGGCAGGAGUAAGAAAAUUCAGAUAAAAAUGCAUGUAAAACUGUGUCAUGGCCAGGAGAAUGGUUUACAAUGCUACAGCUGCCUCACACCAGCACUCAGGAAGUCAUGACUGUUUUUGCCACCAGUCUUUUUUCAUAUACAACCUGCAUAAUUCGGAGAAGGGUGAACUGAAGACGAGUAGUAAUGCAUCUCCUUGUCGUCCUCCUGCUAUCCCUGUCUCCAGACUAACACUCUGCAAUGGUUCCUUUGAUCCUCUAUCAGCACUUCCUGUGCUCCACUGCUGAUAAAGCGUCCCAAUGCAAACCCAGCCUCCAGGCUGCCAGCCCUGGGCAGGGGCGCUCUGGUUCACCAGCCCAAAGAGUAACCCCCGUACCUCUCACCAGGAAAGAAACAACUCAGUCCCAGAUGGCAUGGAGUAAAUUACAAAACCCAGUGGCCUCAGGCCAAAAAUCACAAACCUGCCUACUUCUCUUUUUAAUACAUAUAUGUGUGUGUAUAUAUGUAUAUAUCAGAGUUUAUGCCUAAGUCAUUUCUUUCCACACCUUCCCCUUACUUAGAGCAUCUCUGAAAGUCCUUCUCAGCAAGUGACAGUGUUUGAUAGCUGAAAUAUUUAGCUAAAUAUACAUACUGCAAUGGAAUCCAGAAAGAAAUGGGAAGUAAUUUUAACUCAUUACAAGUUAAUUUUUUUUCAUUAAUUAUUUUGGUAAAUUUAUUUUUUAUUAAGUGAUUCUUAUUUACUAUGUCUUGUCAGGUCUUUUGUUCAUAUUUUAUCUCUCUUCUUGCUUAAUUUAAAAGAAUCUUCUUUUAUAUGCAGUUUUUUUCAAGUGGAGGUAGUCUUAAUACCAGUGACUGCAAGGAGAUUGAUCUCAGUUGUUAUUCACUUCAAGACUUCCUGAGCUGGGAAGUUUUUAGGAAGCUGUAGACUAUCUUUAAUUUCUUAUUAAAAGUACGUCAUUUCACAAAUGUAUUCUAAAAUAACUAUUUUGUGUGGUGUCAAUGGCACUGUAUUUGAGACAAAGUAACUUGCUGGGAUAUGAGUCUUGUUAAGUGAUGUCAGUAUGUUUGGUGUUGAAGUUUCUUAACAUUCAGCAUAAGCUUUAAUACUUGAUUUUGUUCAUUAAAGUUUUUUUUUUUUUUAAUAUUUGGGCUUAGGAAGUAGAUUCAGCUAUUACUACCUUUGCAAUAUUUUGCAAUAGAAUUAGGAGAAAAAGAAAGGACCUUAGGAUAAAAAUAUAUUCUGAUAAAUUAAAUGGCAGAUGAGAACUAACAGUUCACCUAUCUGCAUACAGAUAUUAUUAGGUGAUCCGCAUAGUGGUAGCCCCUUCCAAACUGAGGAAUUUUAUAUCUCUUUUAUAUUUUAGUCAUGUGAACAAGUAUAUAACCUUUACUGAAUGACUGUUUAGGAGCUUUUUGGUAAAGAAAUAAAUAAUGACUGCGAUCUUUCCUUUUAUAUGUGUAAUUGUAUGUUUUGCAGUUUGUUCAUUCUGACAUCGGUCUACAUUAUAUAACAUCUAUGUACGACUGAUUAGAAGCAUGCAAACUACUCUCAUUUUUUCUAAUUAGAUUUUUUUUUGUUUCACUACAUAUUAAUAAAUCAUAUUUUGGUACAGCUCAUAUUGUAUAACAUACAGUCUAUUAUAAACUGUAAUUAAUCAAAUGUGACAUUAUAAACUGCCUUCUUCAGUACAGUUGUUUGAGCUCACAAGCUUUGCUUUUUAACAUCUGCCACUCAAAAGUUGCUUUUCUGUAUGAAAUAUGUUUGGGUUUU